AUGCAACUUGAAGCUAAUAUUACCCUACAGCAAUGUCCGCAUUCGGCUUUCCCGCUUUCCCAGGGCAGUCUUUUUGAUAUUGAGGACUUCGGUAUCACGCUCAGCUCAGGAAUCACAUGCCCUAAACAUGGAUGGUCCUUUGAUUUGUUCUCCGGGCAGGGAGACCGCGGCAACUAUAAGCUCAAGGUGUGGGAGCUUGAACUGCGAGAUGUUCGAAUUGAUGGGAACGACGAACAGGAGCGACUGGCAACCAGCACAAUGCCUUCAAUACAGCUUCAUCCUCGUCAAUCGGAAUCCCCAGUAACUCGUACCUCAUCACACGCGCCAACAAACCCUCUCCCGCAGCUCCUCCAAACCCCUACAGGCCUCGCCCUUCUCGAGCUCCAAGGCACCAUCAACCUCCCCGAGCAUGAGCAAGACGACUCUGCGAAUGAACCUCCUACAACAGCCACCUCGUACGAGACACCAGUCGGCAAGCUGAUGUUCCCAGAUUACUCUGCAAAUAAUCCGGACGACACCAAAUGGAUGAAGCGCGCGUACCUCUACGUUGGACGCUACCAGCGUAUGACCGGCGAGGUGAAGAAGCUCCCGCGCCCUAUCGCAGUGCUGCAGAAGCGGCCGUCUUCAGCGCAAGAUACGGAAGAAUUAGAGGUCGUGGAGAUUGUGCGGUACAAGGUGUUCUUCAAGAAUCGACCGGAGCCGGUUAACGAUGUCUGA
Messenger RNA from Penicillium chermesinum, 717 nucleotides. RefSeq lists its product as uncharacterized. NCBI's taxonomy places the organism in Eukaryota, Fungi, Ascomycota, Eurotiomycetes, Eurotiales, Aspergillaceae. Bases 1 to 717 code for a protein of 238 amino acids. Gene Ontology annotation, biological process: mitotic sister chromatid cohesion. Gene Ontology annotation, cellular component: Ctf18 RFC-like complex. Gene Ontology annotation, molecular function: 2 iron, 2 sulfur cluster binding. The transcript is spliced from 2 exons. The record is from RefSeq and is a predicted model, not a curated record.